This is a messenger RNA of Pseudonaja textilis, 4395 nucleotides long. The record is from RefSeq and is a predicted model, not a curated record. Lineage: Eukaryota; Metazoa; Chordata; Lepidosauria; Squamata; Elapidae.
AUGGAUUUUCGAGGCAAGAAGUACGAGCGGGGCACUAACUGGUCAGAUCCCGAGGUAGUGGAGCUUCUGCACCUCUGGGCUGACGAGUCGGUGCAGGCGGAGCUGGAGAGCUGCUUGCGGAACCAGCACGUCUUCAACCGGAUCGCCGAAGUGCUGCGCGAGAAGGGCAUCCACCGGACCGGCGAUCAGUGCCGGGAGAAGAUCAAGAAAAUGAAGCUCGAGUACCGCCGCAUCAAGGAUAACAACAAGGCUCCGCGCGGGGGCAGGACGUGGAAGUUCUACGAGGUGAUGGACCGCGUCUUGGCCAGCCGUCCUCCGCUCGUCUACAGCGCCAACGGCAACGGCAACGGCAGCUACGUGUUGGCGCAGCAGGGGCUCCCGGGUGGGGUGGUGGAGAGCUACCAUCCGCACUUGGGCCCAUCUUCGGCGCUGACCUUCCCACCCUCCCAGCUCCCGGAGCAGAUGGAGAUCAAAUGCGAGGAGGUGGAUUCAGAGGACCAGUGCUUGAUGCCUGAGCCCCUGCCUUCUCUCACUACUUACCAGCCUGGGGGCUCUGCCGAGGAGCACGAGAUAGACAGGGCUUUCCUGGAGAGGUCCCAGCCUGACUCACCCAUCUCCAGGGUGGAGAUCCCCAUUGAGACCACUGUCUCCCUCUCAGGUUUCAGGGAACCUAAUGCAACUUCUACAUCCCGGAUCCAAAGUUUAGGGGCAUGGCCUGGUUUUUCUACUUGGCACCGCUUGAGGAAGAAAAGGAAAGGCCAGCGGUUAAAAGACCCUGUGGAUGCCCUGCUGUUGAAGACUUUAUCUGCCCAGCGGGAAAUGGAGGCACGCUUUCUGCAGAUGGAGGAACGCCGCCUCCAGCGAGACUUGGAAGUGGAGGAGCGCCGAAUCCAACUGGAGCAGCGACGCUUUGAAUUGGAACGGGACCAUGACUUCCGUAUGUUCAAAGUCUUUGCCGAAAUGUUGAACAUCUUAAAGCAGGACAAUCAGGGCUCUUGCGCAACGGGAGUAGCGCCGCAUGUAGACCUUCACCAAGCAUUCUCCAGUUCCACAGAAAUAGGAGAACAGCUGUCAGAAGAAGCCAAGGACCUCAAGUUAGGGCAAACCAGAAUGAAUACCGUAACUAAGGGGUUGCUUCCCUGCCACCCUGCUGAUUUUCAAAGCAGCCCUUACCUCUCUGUCCGAGCCAAUAUGGCUGUUGCUUCGGCGUUCUCAAACAAGGUGUACGAGCUCUACCUUGCUGACAAGCAUGAUGAGGACAAAAACCCCAGUGGCAUCAUCAAUUUUGCUGUCAGUGAGAACAAACUCUGCUUUGAUCUAAUGUCCAAAAAGCUGGCCCAAAGUGCCACGAAACUCACCGAUCCUUCCUUGCUGCAGUACCCUGAUUGGAAUGGCCAUAUGUUUGUGCGAGAAGAAGUGGCUCGAUUUUUGACCUAUUACAGCAAAGCCUCUGUACCUCUCAAAGCAGAAAAUGUGAUUCUACAGAAUGGCUGUGGAUCUUUGUUUUCCUCUUUGGCCAUGGUUCUGUGUGAUCCAGGAGAAGCGUUUCUGAUUGCUACUCCAUUCUAUGGAGGAAUCAUCAAAGAUGUGUACCUAUAUGGCAAGGUCAACUUGGUUUAUGCCUAUUUAGAUAGCCAGGUCACUGGCAGCUGCACUCGUCCAUUCCAGCUUACCGUGGAUAAGCUAAGGAAAGCCUUGCAGGAUGCCCAAUCAGAAGGUAUCAAAGUAAGGGGUUUAAUUCUCCUGAAUCCACAAAAUCCCUUAGGGGAUAUCUAUUCGCUGUCAGAGAUGCAGGACUACUUGGAAUUUGCAAAAAGACAUGAGCUGCAUGUGAUUGUUGAUGAGAUCUAUAUGCUGUCAGUUUUUGAUGAUUCUGCCACAUUUCACAGUGUACUGGAAAUGGACAGAUUGCCUGAUCCCCAAAGGACCCAUGUGUUGUGGGGGACUAGUAAGGAUUUUGCUAUGUCUGGAAUCCGAUUUGGUGUCUUGUACACACUAAACCAACAUGUUAUCAAAGCUGUGUCUUGUUUUAAUUACUUUCAUGGUGUCUGUGGGCCUAUCCAAUACCAAAUUGCCCAGCUACUCAGAGACAGAGACUGGAUCAACCAAGUAUACUUACGCACCAACCAUGAGAGACUGAAAGCUGCACACACCUUUGUGACAGAUGAACUCAAGACCCUUGGUGUUCCCUUCCUCAACCGCAGUGCGGGUUUUUUUGUAUGGAUUGACUUCCGAAAGUAUUUAAAAAAAAGAACAUUAGAAGAGGAGAUGCUAUUGUGGAGACGCUUCCUGGACAAAAAGGUUUUACUCUCUCCUGGUAUCUUUUUUGAGUGCAAUGAGCCUGGCUGGUUCCGCAUCGUCUUUGCUGACAACAUGAAUCGACUGCGGCUUGGGAUGCAGAGAAUCUGCGAAGUAAUAGAAGAACAAGAACGUGAAAUCCUGAAUGGAGACAAAGAUCCAUUGUGUCUGUCUGAAUCAGAAGGCACAGUAGACAGCACAGAUGAAGAGAUCUGUGUGUCUCACCACCAGGAACCAACUUCCUCCAGGAAUUCCACUCUUGGUGAUCUAAUUGGUCUCCUUCAGCAACAAAUGCGCUCAUCUGAUUGGUUGCAGAAAAAUACAGUGGAGCAGUUUGCACAAGAGAAACCAGAAGUCUAUGAAGUUUUCAGCAAGUUAGUGGAGAAAAAAUAGGGAGCGUUGGUGUGUUCUUCCAGAGGCUGUCAAUCAAUUUUGUCUUUUAAAUUACUUAUAUUUUUUUCUAUCUACUAGGAAACCAUUUAUUUCUUUUUUACCCUUCUCAUUAUUAUGAUGGGUAGGGCUCAAAUAGCAAGGGGUUGGCAUUUCUGCAGUCUCUAACCUCUGUAUUAUCUUUUUGUUUUUAAUGAGGAGACUUGUCUCUUAAAUAGUUUCAUAUUUUUCUGAAGUUUUUUUUUUUCAGCUGAAGAGAAGAUUGCUUUCAAAGAAUUGUCAUGUCUUUAACUGAAACCCACAACACAGCUAACUUGGAUCUAAAUCACACAUUUUGCAAAGUACUUUUAAAAAACAGAGGCAGGUUUAAAUGUAUUUUUACACAGGUAAAGAAAGUCAUGUAUGGAUCUCAUCUGUACCAUUGUGAGAAGAUUUAUUAAUGAAGUUGAGGAUUCUCAAGGCCAGAGGAGAUGUCACAUUUCCUGUCUCUUCACUCUGUUGAAGGAGACCCUAUAGUCAUCCCCUCCCUGUAGUUCUUCUGUCAGACAUGAAUUGUUAUGGCUGACAUUAAUUAACUACAAUGAAUUGUAUGAAAUACUGUCUUUUAACUAGGAUUUAAAGUGUAGUUAAGCAUGUUUUUCAGUGGGGAGUAUGCAUACUUUGUCUUCUUGGGGGUAAAAGGCCUUUGAGAUCAAGAAGGCAUGAAAGCGAUGUAGAAAUAUCACCAGAAGGGCCAGGGCAAAAAGCACUUUUUUAGUUAAAAAUACGUAUGUAUGUUUAACAAAUUAUUUUAUGGAGUUGGUUGGUUACAAAAACAAAAAGCAAAAUAAGUAUCACAUCAGCAAAAAUCAUUAACUUUCUGCUGAAUGGUGGCAAAGUAUUGCUAGACUCAGAAGUUGCGGAAAUGGAUCUUAACACGUACACAUGGGCUACAAAUACCACAUCUAAUUUAAAGCAAAUAUGCAGAAGCUGUUGCCUUCCAAGCUUGGGUGCCCCUUCCAAAAUUGUAAAUACCGUAAUGGUAAAUUAAAGCAUUCACACACAAAAGAGAAAUGGGACAUGAGGUUCUGAAUGCAUUCAGGAUUAUUAGCAGGCUGAUAUUGUUACAUCUACAUUAAUCUGGAAACCUUCAGAGUCAACACAAAACCUUAAACUUUGUAAUAGUUUAAAGCGUUCCACUUUGAGAUUACUAUGUUCUAAGUCUGUUUCUUUUUAUAGCUUGGCUUCAUAUCUGAAAUUAAAAAAAAUCCAUUGGUCUCUCAUCAGUCCUGAAACUAAACAACAUCAGUUCACACUUAGAGAGAAAUGCUGUUCUAUAAUAAAUUUUGCUAUAAAUUGAUAGUUUAAAAGUUCUAUGGUAGGAUUGUCAUGUGAAUAGGCAAAAAUCCUAAUUUAGAUAGCUGCGUUGUAGAAAAGUGGAAAAUGAACCAACACAUGAAAAGAAGUGGGCCUUAAAUAAGAAUUUGCAAAUUAAUACUUAACUGAAGAAUGCUGGUUGUUUCUUAAAUUGUUUUUAGAGUAAAUUAAGAUGAUUUUUAUCCAACAGGAGGAAGAGAAAAAGAAAGUAAUCUAAGAUUCAUUUGUUUGGCUUAGCACUUUGAUAGUAAAUGACAAUGAUGAUGGGUCAGUGUGCCUUAUCUGGAUUGUUUCAUACAUUUUUAAAAUUUCUUUCCUAAAAAUAAUUAAAAAAAAGAAAUUGCUAUCUGU